Myotis lucifugus (little brown bat) is the source of this 4202-nucleotide messenger RNA. RefSeq names its product BRCA1 associated protein (gene BRAP). The record is from RefSeq and is a predicted model, not a curated record. Gene Ontology annotation, cellular component: cytoplasm. Gene Ontology annotation, molecular function: zinc ion binding; nucleic acid binding; ubiquitin protein ligase activity. Gene Ontology annotation, biological process: Ras protein signal transduction; protein ubiquitination. Bases 148 to 1926 code for a protein of 592 amino acids. NCBI's taxonomy places the organism in Eukaryota, Metazoa, Chordata, Mammalia, Chiroptera, Vespertilionidae. The transcript is spliced from 12 exons.
GGGUGGUGUGAGGAGCUGCUGCGCUGAGGCGGCGGCAGCGGCGCUGAGGUGGUGGCGGCGCUGCCUGCCUCGGGCCGCCCGGCCUCUCGGCUCGACCCCCAGCCUCUCCUGAGCCCGCCGGGGCCCGCGCCGGCCAGCGCCUGCCCUAUGAGUGUGUCACUGGUUGUCAUCCGACUGGAGCUCGCGGAACACUCGCCCGUCCCCGCCGGCUUCGGCUUCAGCGCCGCGGCCGGGGAAAUGUCCGAUGAGGAGAUCAAAGAGAAGACACUAGCUUCAGCUGUAGCCUGUUUAGAAGGGAAGUCACCAGGGGAGAAAGCAGCAAUCAUACAUCAGCAUCUUGGCCGUCGAGAAAUGACAGACGUGAUCAUUGAGACCAUGAAGUCCAACCCAGAUGACCUGAAAGCUUCAAUGGAAGAAAGAAAGUCUUCAGAAGCAUCCCCCACUGCACAGAAAAGUAAAGAUCAAAGUAAAGAAAGUGUAAAUACUGCUCCCGAUUCUCCAUCCAAACAGCUUCCAGACCAGAUUUCAUUCUUCAGUGGAAAUCCAUCAGUUGAAAUAGUUCAUGGUAUUAUGCAUCUAUAUAAGACAAAUAAGAUGACCUCCUUAAAAGAAGAUGUGAGGCGCAGUGCCAUGCUGUGUAUUCUCACAGUCCCUGCUACAAUGACCAGUCAUGACCUUAUGAAGUUUGUCGCCCCAUUUAAUGAAGUAAUUGAACAAAUGAAAAUCAUCAGAGACUCUACUCCAAAUCAAUAUAUGGUGCUGAUAAAGUUUAGUGCACAGGCUGAUGCAGAUAGUUUUUAUAUGGCAUGCAAUGGCCGCCAGUUCAACUCAAUAGAAGAUGAUGUUUGCCAGCUGGUCUAUGUGGAAAGGGCCGAAGUACUGAAAUCUGAAGAUGGUGCCAGUCUCCCUGUGAUGGAUCUGACCGAGCUCCCCAAGUGCACGGUGUGUCUGGAGCGCAUGGAUGAGUCUGUGAAUGGCAUCCUCACCACGUUAUGUAACCACAGCUUCCACAGCCAGUGUUUGCAGCGCUGGGACGACACGACGUGCCCUGUUUGCCGGUACUGUCAAACUCCAGAGCCAGUAGAAGAAAAUAAGUGUUUUGAAUGUGGUGUUCAGGAAAACCUUUGGAUUUGCUUAAUAUGUGGCCACAUAGGAUGUGGACGAUAUGUAAGUCGACAUGCUUAUAAGCACUUUGAGGAAACCCAGCACACGUAUGCCAUGCAGCUCACCAACCAUCGAGUCUGGGACUAUGCUGGAGAUAAUUAUGUCCAUCGACUGGUUGCAAGUAAAACAGAUGGAAAAAUAGUACAGUAUGAAUGUGAGGGUGAUACUUGCCAAGAAGAGAAAAUAGAUGCCUUGCAGUUAGAGUAUUCAUAUUUACUAACAAGCCAGCUGGAAUCACAGCGAAUCUACUGGGAAAACAAGAUAGUUCGGAUAGAGAAGGACACAGCAGAAGAAAUUAACAAUAUGAAGACCAAAUUUAAAGAAACAAUUGAGAAAUGUGAUAAUCUGGAGCACAGACUAAAUGACCUUCUAAAAGAAAAGCAGUCCAUGGAAAGAAAGUGCACUCAGCUAAACACAAAAGUAGCCAAACUCACCACAGAGCUCAAAGAGGAGCAGGAAAUGAACAAGUGUUUGCGAGCCAAUCAGGUCCUCCUGCAGAACAAGCUGAAGGAGGAGGAGAGGGUUUUGAAGGAGACCUGUGACCAGAAGGAUCUGCAGAUCACCGAGAUCCAGGAGCAGCUGCGUGAUGUCAUGUUCUACCUGGAGGCACAGCAGAAGAUCAACCACCUGCCUGCUGAGACCCGGCAGGAAAUCCAAGAGGGGCAGAUCAACAUUGCCAUGGCCUCAGCCUCGAGCCCCGCCUCUUCCGGGGGCAGUGGGAAGCUGCCCUCCAGGAAGAGCCGCAGCAAGAGGGGCAAGUGACCUUUGCAGAAACAGGUGUCCCUGAGACUGUUUUCCCUGGCACGGCGAGGGUGUGCUGGGGCCUAAAUGUGAGGGUGGGCCCGAAAUAAGUACAAGUGAGGAUCAAGCUGCAGUUGUUUGGAUCUUUCAUUUGCUAGUGUUUGGUGUAAUGAAUGUAGAGGGUUGACAACUAGGAGAACUGAUGGAAAGGGGAAUGUUUUAAAUGGUGGCUGCUUUUUUCAACCUAAUAGUUCACUAACCUCAGACAUUCUAAUGACCAUUUUGCCUUCCUACUUGAUAGAUGCCCCAAAUCUGCUGUACAUUUUUCUGUUGUAUUUAUUGAGUUGGUGUUUUUGACAUUCAGUUACGGGGUCGGUGGGUAACAUUCCUAGUCCUAAAGCACCAAACCUCCCUGAGGUCAUAGAAGCUGCCUUAGAGAGAGGUUUGCAUUGGCUACUGAGGAUUUAUGAAAAUUCCAGAGCAUUAGUCUCAUAUCAUUGUCAUCCCUCCCUUCCUCUAGGGAAUUGAAGGACUGGUUGAAUGUUAUAUGAAAAGAGGCUGGGCCUGUAAACCAGGCACUGGCUUGUCUCCAGCAGCCAUAUCUUCUUGCCCCAGGGCUAGCCAGGAAAAACAACAAUCCAGGGCAGGCUGAGUAGACCCAGUGUAGGAAAAAUGGUGUUUCCACUUUGUUUAUUUUUUCUUGCCUUUUUUUUCUUUUUUUAAGCCUUUUUUUUUUUUCUCCCAGAAAGGAAGGAAGAGGGAGAGAGAAACAUCAAUGAUGAGAGGGAAUCAUUGAUUGGUUGCCUCCUGCACACCCCUUACAGGGGAAUGAUCCCACAACCCGGGCUUGUGCCCUUGGCUGGAAUCAAACCCAGGACCCUUCAGUCCGCCGGCUGACACUCUGUCUACUGAGCUGAACCGGCUAGGGCAACUUUGUUUGUUUUUGAUGAUUCUACACCUCCCCAUGAACCUCAAAUAAGGAGGAAACUUAAUAGUGACUCCAAGACUCAAAUCUCAGAAUGAAUUUCCUUGCAUCUAGCAAGAAUGAGCAGUCAGAUUUAUCAUCCAUGUGAAAAUGUAGAGUGAGGCCUCUGACUAGCUGAUUGUGUAUUUUGCUGGAAUCAGUAUUUUUUGAAUGUUUACAAAAGAUUGGGCUGCAUGUUCAGGUUGCGGCUAGAGGGAGCUUGGGCAGAUUUUCAAUUAUGCUUUCAAGCUGUAACCAAAGGGUGUUUCUAAAUCCAAAAAUUAGAAUUUUAACAGAGCCCCCUUUAAAACUGUCAUAUAAUGCUUGUUGUAGGCCAACAGAGGGGCUGUGUACUUUCUCUAAAAACAUAAACUCCAAAUAAUUCGUAAUAUGCAGUAAUGAGCAAAAUUACAAUAAGAGCUGUUGGAAUUUAGCUUUCAAAAGUGGUAAGUUGGAUAGGUUAACAAGACAUACUGUUACAUGAUGAGUUUGUUUUCUGCUUUAUAAUUAGCCAAAGUUCAAAUUAUCACAUUUCAGAAUUUUUUUAGCCAGCCUAUGGGUAGGCCUCAUCCCCUUUGACCUAAAUGUCUUAUAAGUUACUUGUUAGCACACCAACUGUAUCGCUAAUCACCAUCCAUUGUUGUGGGAUGUGCUGCAGCAUUCCCAAAGAACCUUACCUGUAACUUUGCAAAAUGAAUGUACUUAAGACAUUCUCAAUUUUUGGCAGACCGACUGUAAGUCCUCUUUGGACUUACCAGAUAUCUCAGAUAUCUUAGAGCAACAGUGGGAAUGUAAAACAUAACCUAAUUCCCUUUCCUAUAGAGAUUCUAUUUUAUUUAAAAUCUAUUUUUACACUAGUUAGAAUCCUGCUUUUUUGGCCAAGUACUUGUCUUGCAUGUCUGACCUUGCAGAAGCUGGGGUGGAUUGUAGCAUACUAAUGAAGAGAAUUACAAGUGCUUUACAAAGCUUGCACACUCCUCAUUUCUCUGUGAUCACCUCUAUCAAGCAGCUCUACCACCAGCUGGGAAAAUGUAGAUUUUCUGCAUAGGUGGGAUAAAUGUUCUGGAAGCCUAUUCCCAGAGAAAUGAGCAAAUGGGCAAAUGUUUCCAAACUACUUGAAGGUUUCUAAAAAAUGUUGCAGAAAAUACAAAUCUUAUUAAGAUAUGGAAAGAAAAUGUUUUUUAAAAACCUGUUAAAGAGUUAUGUUUGAAUUUGACAAAAUUACAUAAGAUAGACACUGUCAGUGUUUUCUUCAGGGUGGAAAUGAACCACUUAACAUACCCAUACUACCUUGAACAAUGACAUUGCAUUAAAGUAACCAACUUUGAAAUGA